Molecule: messenger RNA, 1564 nt
Organism: Solanum verrucosum
Lineage: Eukaryota; Viridiplantae; Streptophyta; Magnoliopsida; Solanales; Solanaceae
Product: 3-ketoacyl-CoA synthase 3-like
Exons: 1
Coding region: 147-1544 (465 amino acids)
Biological process (GO): fatty acid biosynthetic process
Cellular component (GO): membrane
Molecular function (GO): acyltransferase activity, transferring groups other than amino-acyl groups
Source: RefSeq, a predicted model, not a curated record
CAAAAAAACAAAAAAAACACAACAACACUAAAGUGUGCAACGUACAAAAAAAAAAAUAUACAACAAAAAAAAAAAUACACACACACAAAAACCAUACACUAUUUUCCUUUCUCUUUCACUCUCUCUAUCCUUUAAUCUUCUUUCUCAUGGAUCUCAUUUCAAUUUUGUUCUAUGGUCUUCCUUUAUUUUACCUACUUUAUUUGAUAUGGAAGAUUAUCGAUCGAAAAAGACACCAAAAUUGUUACAUUUUGGACUAUGAAUGUCACAAACCAACUGAUGAUCGAAUGCUUAGCACAAAAUUUUCAGGAGAAGUAAUUAGAAGGAACAAACACCUUGGCCUACAUGAGUACAAGUUCCUGUUGAAAGCUAUCGUUAGCUCAGGCAUUGGUGAACAAACAUAUGCACCACAAAUGGUAUUUGAUGGUCGUGAAGCAUGUCCUACUUACGAAGAUGGUAUCUUGGAGAUGGAAGAAUUUUUCCAUGAUAGUAUUGAUAAGGUCUUGAAGAGGAACAAAAUUUCCCCUAGUGAAAUUGAUGUUCUUGUGGUCAAUAUAUCCAUGUUAGCUUGUAUGCCAUCGUUGGCUGCACGAAUAAUCAAUUACUAUAAGAUGAGAGAAGACAUCAAGGUGUAUAACAUCACUGGUAUGGGGUGUAGUGCUAGCCUCAUAUCGAUAAAUGCCAUACAAAGUGUUUUCAAAAAUGAGAAGAACAAGGUUGCACUAAUGGUGACAUCAGAGUCCUUAAGUCCAAAUUGGUACACUGGGAACGAUAGAUCUAUGAUUCUUGCUAAUUGUUUGUUUAGGUCAGGAGGUUGCGCCAUUUUAUUGACAAACAAAUUGUCUUUAAAAAACAAAGCCAUGUUCAAAUUGAAGCAACUAGUUAGGGUACAUCAUGGAGCAAAAGAUGAAUCAUAUGAUAGUUGUGUACAAAGGGAGGAUAAUCAAGGUAACAUAGGUUUUCACCUUGAUAAAACACUACCAAAGGCUGCUACACGUGCACUAGUCGAUAAUUUGAAACAAAUAGCACCUUUGAUCCUUCCUAUAAGAGAGCUACUUCGAUAUGCUAUCGCGAUUUUUAUGAAAAAAAUGAAUUGGGGAUCAACAAAAGGAGGACCUAAGCCAAUGAUAAAUUUCAAAACAGGUGUAGAUCAUAUUUGUCUACAUACUGGAGGAAAAGCAGUAAUUGAUGGUGUUGGUGCAAAUUUGAACUUAAGUGAGUAUGAUUUAGAGCCAGCAAGAAUGACAUUACAUAGAUUUGGUAACACUUCAGCAAGUAGUCUAUGGUAUGUUUUGGGGUAUAUGGAAGCUAAAAAAAGGUUAAAAAAAGGUGAUAAAGUGCUUAUGCUUAGCUUUGGAGCUGGAUUUAAGUGUAAUAGUUGUUUAUGGGAAGUGUUAAGAGAUUUGGAUAAUGGAAAUGUGUGGAAAGAUUGUAUUGAUAAUUAUCCACCAAAUACUUUGGUUAAUCCUUUCUUGGAGAAAUUUGGAUGGCUACAUGAUGAAGAUCCAGACACAUUCACUGUUCCAGAUGAUUAUGUUAUCCCAUAAGGUUUUUUUUUUUUUUUUUU